GCCAGAUUUCCAGUCAUACGACACAAACGAAACACACGUCAUGUCGAAAUUCUCUCUCCAAGGUCGAACAGCGCUGGUUACAGGAGGCGGACGGGGCUGCGGACUCGCCUUCGCACGCGGACUCGCAGAAGCAGGAGCUGAUGUCGCGGUCUUCGAUGUCAUCGAGCCCCAUGCCGAAUUCCACGCCAUCGAGAAGGAGUGUAAAGUGCGGACGGCCUACUACAAAGUCGACGUCUCCUCCCCCGAAUCCCUAGAAGCAGGAUUCAGCAAGUUCCAAGCCGACUUCGGCAAUAAACUCGACAUCUGCGUGCCCUGCGCUGGGAUCAAUCGCCACCAUACCUUCCUGGACUUUACGUACGAAGAGCACCACAAUCUGCUGGCUGUUAAUGUGCUAGGACUGUACUUUACCGCACAGCACGCAGCAAAGCAGAUGAUCGCCAACGGCACAAAGCACGGGAGUAUCAUUCUGGUAGCAAGCAUGGCCAGCCAUGUUGCAGUGCGCAGCCAGCUGUGUUCUGCGUAUUGUGGCUCGAAGGGAGCGGUGCGGGCGAUGUGUCCUGCCAUUGCCAAAGAUCUGACUGAAUAUGGCAUCCGGGUCAACACGAUCAGCCCCGGGUAUGUUCGGACGGAGAUGACGGCGGCGUUCUCACAUCUGCUUGAGGGCUGGAAGACGGAGACAAUCAACGGGCGCAUUGCGGAGCCGGAGGAUAUCAUGGGGGCGUGUGUGGGGGUUCGGAAUUCCCACCGCGACUCCCACUGUUGGCUCAAUUCCCGACUCUGCCAUCGCAUGAUUCGCAUCUAUAACAGCAUGAAGCGCUCAGCAUCUGAAGCCAAUCUCUCUAUUCAUCCAGAGACUGCCAUGGCUCCCAGCGCAGACCACGACCAGGGCUUCUCCGACGCCGUCCCAGGCGCCCACGCGACCGUUGCCAUUGCCGGCGCUGGGCCGGCGGGCCUUAUGCUUGCAGUCAAUCUCGUCCGCCUCGGCAUUUCAACGCUCAUCCUCGACGACCGGCCUGAGAAGACGACCACCGGCAAAGCAGACGGCAUCCAGCCCAAGACAAUCGAGACGCUGCGCCAGCUGCGCCUCGCCGAUACACUUCUCCGGAAUGGCGCGCGCGUAUACGACAUUUCCUUCUGGGACUCAACACCAUCCCACUCCCUCAGCCGCAAGGGCCGCCAGAUCCACUACCCAGAUCACCUCGUCGGCGCCUCAGAUCCAUACAUUCUGCUCGCGCACCAAGGCAUGCUCGAGGACGUGCUGAUCGACGACCUGGCAAGCCGGGGUGUGACCGUGCAGCGGAAUAGCCCGUUUGUGUCGUGCUCGCGCGAUCCCGCGGGCAAGCUGGACGUUCUCUACGAGGACCGCAGCACAGGCGAGAAACGGGCCGUCAAGGCGGACUUUCUUGUUGGGUGUGAUGGGGCGAGGUCGAAGGUUCGGGAGUUUAUUCCUGAUGCGCAGCUGGAGGGGGAGAUGACGAAUGCUUCUUGGGGGGUUUUGGAUGGGGUGAUUGAAACGGACUUCCCUGAUCUGUGGAGUAAAGUAGCUGUGCGCUCGCACACUGUUGGAUCGAUCCUGUGGAUUCCCCGCGAACGAAACAUGACCAGGUUAUACGUCGAAUUGAGCGCUACAGCUGGCGAACGGGUCGACAAGGCAAAGGCCACGCCGGAGUAUGUCAUGGCGCGGGCAAGAGAAGCCAUGCACCCGUUUAGUCUGGAGUGGAAGUCAAUCGAAUGGUUCGGAAACUACGUCGUCGGCCAGCGCGUCGCCAGACACUUCUCCGACCCGGAGCACCAGAUCUUCAUCGCCGGUGAUGCCGGGCACUGCCACAGCGCCCUCGCCGCACAAGGCGCAAACACAAGCAUGCACGACUCGUUCAACCUCGCGUGGAAACUGAAUCUCGUCUCGCGGGGUCUCGCAGCCCGCUCUUUGCUGGGGACAUACGAGGCCGAGCGGCGCAAGAUCGCCAAUGACUUGAUUGCCUUUGACGCGGGACAUUGUGCGGCGUUCGAGGCGGGCGAGGCGGCCUUGACCAAGAACUUUAAUGACAAUAUCCGGUUUAUUUCGGGCGUUGGGGCGGAGUAUGCAGAGGGACCGCUUACCACGGUGUCGCCGUCUGCUGCUGUGAAUGGACUCCGGCCUGGGGCGUUGAUGAUCCCGUCGAAAGUGACGCGGUAUAUCGAUGCGAAUCCGGUCGAUAUCCAGCUCGAUAUCCCGAUCUUGGGCCAGUUCAGGCUAUAUUUCAUGAUUCCCGAUGUCCAAGCUGCAAAGGGGCUCUUAGAUUCUGUUUGCGGUAUCUUAGACUCGAAGUCUCGUCUAUCAACUGCAUCAAGUGCAGCGCGGUCCUCAUAUGAGGGUCGCUCCCGCGGUGACGCAGCCAGCGAUGCUUUCCUUUGUUUCGAUAGGUACACGGCUGUCUCGGAUAUCCUGACCCUGGCGCUCGUGAGCGGGUCGAAGAGGGAUGUGUUCGAGCUGGCUGAUCUGCCCCCUGCGCUGCAGCGGAGUCGGUGGUCGGUGUACCUUGAUGAUGUGGACGGGUGUAUUGAGAAGUGGGUUGGGAUGUCAAGACCUGCGACGGUCAUUGUACGGCCAGAUGGGUAUAUUGGGGCUGUACAGAAUUGGGAUGUGAGCCAGGGGGUUGAGGCUGCGCGGUGGGUGGAUGAGUAUUUCAGCUUUUUGGCUUAGACAGUGAUACUUCAGUGGUAUACUUUAACAGAAUAACUAAGACUAUGCCUGCAAGACCAGCU
This is a messenger RNA of Aspergillus versicolor CBS 583.65, 2745 nucleotides long. RefSeq lists its product as uncharacterized. The record is from RefSeq and is a predicted model, not a curated record. The coding region runs from base 41 to 2683 and encodes 880 amino acids. The transcript is spliced from 10 exons. Gene Ontology annotation, molecular function: FAD binding; oxidoreductase activity. Lineage: Eukaryota; Fungi; Ascomycota; Eurotiomycetes; Eurotiales; Aspergillaceae.